This is a messenger RNA of Humulus lupulus (European hop), 1874 nucleotides long. RefSeq names its product protein DETOXIFICATION 16-like. Bases 269 to 1744 code for a protein of 491 amino acids. The transcript is spliced from 8 exons. Gene Ontology annotation, molecular function: xenobiotic transmembrane transporter activity; antiporter activity. Gene Ontology annotation, biological process: xenobiotic detoxification by transmembrane export across the plasma membrane. Gene Ontology annotation, cellular component: membrane. Lineage: Eukaryota; Viridiplantae; Streptophyta; Magnoliopsida; Rosales; Cannabaceae. The record is from RefSeq and is a predicted model, not a curated record.
UGCCAAAUGGUUACAUACCCUGUAACAAAACAGAACUCGAGACCGUUUCGACUUUCGAUGGUUUGACUUUGUGAGGGUUCCAAUUUUCUAAUGAUACAUUUUCCCCUAAAAACAAUUCUAGUCUAUUAAGGUAAAAACAAUAUUAAUAUGUAUAACUAGUGCUAAAUAGCCUGUGGUGCUGCAACCAUUUAUUAUAGGAUCAAAUAUGGUUUAACUCUGAUAUUUUAAUUGGUAGUUUCAGCUAUCAGCUCUUUGAGCUAGAGAAACCAUGAAUAUGGGAGAGCAAGGGGCAAGCAUUUUACCAAAACCUGUUCCAUUAAUCACUGAAGUGAAUGCAACCCAUUUGAGAAAAGACCUGAACAAGGAUGAUAUUGCUGCUGAAGUGAAGCAGCAGCUUCAACUAGCAGGUCCCUUGAUAUGUGUUAAUCUCUUAACAUAUUGUUUGCAGGUGAUUUCAGUCAUGUUUGUGGGUCAUCUUGGGGAAUUAGCACUAGCUGGAGCUUCCAUGGCCACUUCUUUAGCUUCAGUAACUGGUUUCAGCUUGCUGAUUGGAAUGGCGAGCGCCUUGGAAACUUUCUGUGGCCAGUCCUAUGGAGCAAAACAAUAUCACAUGCUUGGUAUACACAUGCAGAGAGGGAUGAUUGUUCUUCUAGUUGUUAGCAUUCCUUUGGCUAUUAUAUGGUACAAUGCAGGCCAAAUCCUUUUGUUCUUGGGUCAAGAUCCAGAGAUAUCUGCCGAGGCUGGUCGAUAUGCUCGGUUCAUGAUACCAAGCAUUUUCGCUUAUGCUGUUACUCAAUGCCACACCAAGUUCUUGCAAACACAGAACAAUGUGGUGCCAAUGAUGAUUACUGCUGGAAUUACAACAUUACUACACUUCUUCAUCUGUUGGUUUCUGGUGUUUAAGUCAGGUCUUGGAAAUAGAGGUGCAGCCAUGGCAAAUGCAAUCUCUUAUUGGAUUAACGCCUUGUCAUUAGUACUAUAUGUCAGAAUCUCUCCUUCGUGUAAAAGUACAUGGACUGGUUUCUCUAUGGAGGCUUUUCAUGGAAUUAUCAAGUUUCUAAAACUUUCCAUUCCUUCAGCUGUAAUGUUAACGUUGGAAAUCUGGUCUUUUGAAAUGAUGGUCCUCUUAUCUGGCUUUCUUCCUAAUCCAAAGCUUGAGACAUCAGUCCUGUCAAUCAGCUUCAACACAUAUGCAUUGGUGUAUAUGGUACCUCUUGGACUCAGCGGGGUGAUUAGCACAAGAGUUUCAAAUGAAUUGGGUGCUGGGAGGCCACAAAUAGCUCGUUUAGCACUAUGUGUUACACUGUGCAUGGUUGUUACAGAAGGUACCUUGCUGGCUGCGGUCAUGAUAUUAGGCCGCCGAAUGUGGGGCUAUUGUUACAGCAGAGAAGAAGAAGUUGUGGAUUAUGUUGGGCAAAUGUUGAUUUUGAUCUCAAUUUCCCAAUUCUUCGACGGAAUUCAAUCCAUUCUCUCAGGCAGUGUUAGAGGCUCUGGGAGGCAAAAGAUUGGUGCUUUUGCUAAUUUGGCAGCUUAUUAUCUUGUGGGCAUACCUGUGGCCAUAGUUCUAGCCUUUGUUUUCCACAUUGGUGGGAAGGGGCUUUGGAUGGGAAUCAUAGUGGCCUUAAUCAUGCAAGCAUUGUGUCUUGCUAUUCUAACAAUAUACACUGAUUGGGAAAAAGAGGUGAAUAAUGCUUCAGAUAGAGUACAUAGCACAAAAGCUGCUAUUUGUGAUGAACUAUCAUGAUGCUAGUGUGAUAAUUCAUUAUAAAUGUCUAAACAUGUAUUUACUCUAAAAUACAAGUAUAAUCCUUUUGAAAUAUCAAAAUUACUCUUUUAUAAUGCACCUAAAUAAACACAACUAACUAUUGUUCUAA